AGUGCGGGUUUACUUCGCUCUUCUUUCUUCUGGAAACAGAAAAGUUUGAGACUUUUCCACUCCGGAGAACUAGGACCAGAACCGGGACCAGAACUAGACCUGAACCAGGACCGGGACCGGGACCGGGUCCUGGACCCGCUAAAGUCCCGGGAGGAGCAGAAAGAACCGGAUUUAACCAGAAAACGGGAGUUUUUAAACCGCCAUGAAAACACAAGCUGAAUAAUCUGGACGGUCUUGGGUGAUGGGGGGAUGACGGGGGUCCAGGACCUGGACCCGGACCUGAACCCGGCCCCGGACCUGGUUCUGGACCCGGACCCGGCCCAGAACCCGGACCAGAACCCGGCCCCGGACCAGAACCCGGACCAGAACCCCCCAGGAUGGUCUCCAUGUCCCUCAGCAAGUCCUGCUUCCUGUUCUCUCUGGUCUCGUGCUGCGUGCUGGUCCUGGUCCUGAUCCCGGCCCUGCAGCCGCCCCCCCGGCUGCUGGACCCGCCCCGGCCCCGGCCCGGGCCCCGCCGGCCCCUCCAGGGUCCCGGGACCAGCCCUGACCCGGGUCCGGGCCCCCGGAGCCCCCAGGGCCCCCAGGGACCCGGGUCCAGGUCUCCAGAGACCCUGGACCUCAGGGACGUCUUCAUCGCCGUCAAGACCACCAGGAAGUACCACCAGACCCGGCUGGAGCUGCUGCUCCAGACCUGGGUGUCCCAGGCCCGGGAGCAGACGUUCAUCUUCACGGACGGCGAGGACGCAGAUCUGCGCAGGAGGACGGGCGUCCAGCUGAUCAACACCAACUGCUCGGCCGCUCACAACCGGCAGGCUCUUUGCUGCAAGAUGUCGGUGGAAUACGACAAGUUCAUCCAGUCCCAGAAGAAGUGGUUCUGCCACGUGGACGACGACAACUACGUGAACCUGGUUAGCCUGCGGCGGCUGCUAGCGUCGUACCACCACAGCCAGGACGUUUACCUGGGCCGGCCCAGUCUGGACCACCCCAUCCAGGCCUCGGACCGGGACCGGGACGGCUCGGUGUCCGUGAAGUUCUGGUUCGCCACCGGAGGAGCCGGGUUCUGCAUCAGCCGGGGUCUGGCCCUGAAGAUGAGCCCGUGGGCCAGUCUGGGGAACUUCAUCAGCACGGCGGAGAAGAUCCGUCUCCCUGACGACGUGACGGUGGGCUACAUCAUCGAGGCUCUGCUGGAGGUCCGGCUGACCCAGACGACCCGGUUCCACUCCCACCUGGAGAACCUGCAGAAGCUGGACCGGGUCCUGGACCAGGUAACUCUCAGCUACGGCGGCUUCAACAACCGGAGGAACGUGGUCACUAUCGGGGGAGGAUUCUCCCUGCUGGAGGAUCCAACCAGGUUCAAGACCGUCCACUGCCGUCUCUACCCGAGGACCGACUGGUGUCCCCGACCCGCCGUGGGACGCCGACGCUCACCGCACCGCUAACCGCAGACGCUAACCUGGUUGGACGGCGUCGGACACCGGAGUGUCGGCCAAUCAGAGCGUCCCAGGGAGCAGCGCUGGACCCCGUUGGGCCCUGGCGGGACCUGGACGGGACCUGGACGGGACCUGGACGGGACCUGGACGGGACCUGGACGGGACCUGGACGGGACCUGGACGGGACCCUGAUGGUUCAGGGUCAACAUGAAGGAACUAAAGGGGUUGAGACCGUAACCUGGGGGUCUUAAUGCUCCGCCAGGCGGAACUCCUCCUGCUCGUGUUUAUGGAACUAUCAGUGUUUAUGGAUUUGCACUACGUUGAUCUUUGAUCUACAGGAUGACAGCCAGCUCUGCUACGGCUCGAUAACUCGUCCCUGUAGCCACGUAGCAUAGCAGGAUGACGGCCAGCGUAGCUAGCGUAGCUACGUAGCAUAGCAGGAUGACGGCCAGCUCUGAGCAGGAACGUCAUCACGUGUCGUGUCUGGUUUAAUUAUCUUGAUUCCACCAGCUGGUUUAAUAAACUACCAAAUAUUUAAUAGUUUUCUAGCUCUCCUCUGCUGCCCCCACUGGCCACCGCCGGUACCACGCUCUCCUCUGCUGCCCCCACUGGCCACCGCCGGUACCACGCUCUCCUCUGCUGCCCCCACUGGCCACCGCCGGUACCACGCUCUCCUCUGCUACUGCCCCCACUGGCCACCGCCGGUACCACGCUCUCCUCUGCUGCCCCCACUGGCCACCGCCGGUACCACGCUCUCCUCUGCUGCCCCCACUGGCCACCGCCGGUACCACGCUCUCCUCUGCUGCCCCCACUGGCCACCGCCGGUACCACGCUCUCCUCCUCCUCAAACAGCAAGAACAUCCUCACAUUUCUGCUCUAAAUCCUGUCAAAUCCUGGUUUUUCUGUGUUUUCCGUCUUUGAUUUUGCUCUGAGUUUCCAGAUUGUUUCCUCUGAUUCGGGGUCAAAGGUCCCGGGUCUGCAGGACUGAGCUGGACUCUGUGGACCCCCAGAGUCUGGACCAGAACCAGGUUCUGACCCGGUCCGUCCCACUGCAGGACAGUGGAGGAGCUGGUUCUUAUGAAGACAAUGUUGGUGUUGUUUCAGACAAUAAAAGCUUUUUAAAAAUG
Molecule: messenger RNA, 2557 nt
Organism: Cololabis saira (Pacific saury)
Lineage: Eukaryota; Metazoa; Chordata; Actinopteri; Beloniformes; Belonidae
Product: beta-1,3-N-acetylglucosaminyltransferase radical fringe-like
Exons: 9
Coding region: 378-1439 (353 amino acids)
Biological process (GO): regulation of Notch signaling pathway
Cellular component (GO): membrane
Molecular function (GO): O-fucosylpeptide 3-beta-N-acetylglucosaminyltransferase activity
Source: RefSeq, a predicted model, not a curated record